Messenger RNA from Peniophora sp. CBMAI 1063, 516 nucleotides. The record is from the annotation of a GenBank genome assembly. NCBI's taxonomy places the organism in Eukaryota, Fungi, Basidiomycota, Agaricomycetes, Russulales, Peniophoraceae.
AUGUCCGAACAAAACGAAGGCGUAUUCUCUGUCUCUUCCUCCAUCGUUAUUGAUGCGCCUCCGUCGGUUGUCUGGAAGGUCAUUCUCGAUUUCCCAGCAUACAAAGAAUGGAACUCCUUUGUCCGUGCUCAGGUUCAGCUCGACCAAUCGAAGAAGCCGCUAGCCGACCAGUCGGUACCUGUUGAGCUAGGCUCCUUCCUGCGUUUAUCAGUGCACCUACCCCCCACAAUGGACGACUCUGUGUCAUUUACGCACUCCGACGAGAUUGUCACCGAGCUCGACUCGUCCAACUUCCGCGUUGCUUGGAGGUUCUUGCCGCCGAUUCCCGGAAUACUCAAUGCCGAGCGAUGGCAGCAACUCACAGCGACUGAUGGCGGGAAGACCAAGUUUGAGACGAAGGAAACGUUCCGUGGACCUGUCGCCUACGUCGUUCGAUGGAUGUUACGCGAUAAGCUUCAGGGCGCUUUCGAGACUUACGCCGACGACCUCAAGAAACGCUCUGAAUCCCUCACUUAA